CUAGGCACCGACCGACCGACCGACCGACCGAACUAUAGCCAGCUGCAUCUCGGGAAAGAUACCAUCCUGCCUGCCUAUCCUCGCUCAAAACACCAUACCACAACUCUUCCCCUCCGCAGGAACCCUCUCGGAGCAUCCUCCACCGUCUCCCCCGCCCGCCCGACUCAUACACAUUGGCUCCCUCAAAUCGAUCCAAUACGCUCCCUACCCGCCGGUACUCUGUCUAAAGAUACCUCGCUGAACUCUUGAUUCGAGCUGGUUCGCUCCGGCUUCUGUACUCGCAAGCGUCCCGCCCUCCCGAUCCCCCCCCCUCCGUCGUCUCGGCACGCCGCGCAACCUCCCCCGCCCCCGCCCCCCGAAACAGCAUCACCAUGGUCGCCUCCCCCGAGACCAUCGAGGCCAUGACGCCUCCCGGCUACACUUUCCCCGACCACCGCCUCCGCCUGCAGCAGUCCGAACCCGACCGAGAGCCCCUCGUCCUCGUCGCUCCGGGUUCCUACAGCCCCAUCACCUUCCUCCACCUUCGCAUGGCCGUCAUGGCCGCCGACUACGUCCGCUACAACACAAACUUUGAGCUUAUCGGCUCCUACAUGUCCCCCGUCUCCGACGCCUACAAGAAGCGCGGCCUGGCCCCCGCCUGCCACCGCCGCCGCAUGUGCGAGAUCGCCGCCGAGCAGACCUCGCGCUUCCUCAUGGUCGACCCCUGGGAGGCCGAGCAGACGGCCUACGUGCCCACCGCCGUCGUCCUCGACCACUUCGAGUACGAGAUCAACGUCAAGCGCGGCGGCUGCAACGGCAAACGCGUCAAGAUCGCCGUGCUCGCCGGUGCCGAUCUGAUCAACACCAUGAGCCAGCCCGGCGUCUGGUCGCCCUCUGAUCUGCGCCACAUCCUUGGCGAUUUUGGCGCCUUCGUGCUCGAGAGGGCCGGCGUUAACAUCGACGAGGCCCUCGGCAACCUGAAGGAGUAUGAGGACCAGAUCUACUACAUCCCGCAAGUCGUCCCCAACGACGUGUCAAGCACUAAGAUUCGCUUGCUGUUGAGGAGAAAUAUGAGCAUUGACUACCUCAUCCCUGCCGAAGUCAUCAAGUACAUUGACGAGCACGGUCUUUAUCACGAAGACGACGCCGCAACAAAUGAGAAGGGAAAAGAGAAGGAGGUGCAAUAAGCGUCACAUGCACAGAUCCCACACUCCAAACGGCUUAUAGAAGAGAAAACAAAAAAGAGGAGAGACGGCCAGACCAAGACGAGAGACAGAACGACAGAGAGGCAUCUCAAGAGAAGAGAUUAGGGGAUCAACUGGCGUGGGUAUUAGCGUUUGGGUUUUACGAGACGACACGGCACACAUUGCCUUUUUGU
Molecule: messenger RNA, 1357 nt
Organism: Colletotrichum navitas
Lineage: Eukaryota; Fungi; Ascomycota; Sordariomycetes; Glomerellales; Glomerellaceae
Product: nicotinate nucleotide adenylyltransferase
Exons: 2
Coding region: 372-1166 (264 amino acids)
Biological process (GO): NAD+ biosynthetic process
Molecular function (GO): nicotinamide-nucleotide adenylyltransferase activity; nicotinate-nucleotide adenylyltransferase activity
Source: RefSeq, a predicted model, not a curated record